CGUUCCCUCUUAUCAGCCUCCCUCUUCCUCCUCCUCGCCGAAACCCUAAAAACCCUAAAUCCCCUCCUCGUCUCCUCCGAUCACUAAUCCACCACGAAACCCUAACCCGCCCCUAUUCUCCAAGCUUCAUCGGAACAUGCCAUUUGUUGCAGAUUCCAUCGGAUAGAGCGCAAUAUCACUGGACCAACUAGGGUUUGUCUUAAUAUAUUUGCUUAUAAGAGUAGAAUCGAUUGCGCGGUUCUCGAUUCAAUACUUGGUUCUUCAAUUUUGUAUCUAAUUGGAAUGAUAUCCUACUUUUUCCAAUCCAAAAGGGGUUUUGUUUGCCAUCGUUUAGUAUCUUUUGUAGUAGUUUGUAUCUAAUACGGUGAACGACUCUCUACAAGUGACUCUGAACUCAGUGGUGAUGACACUGCACCUGAAGAUCUAAAAAUUCCUCAGGACCUGGCGGAUGCCUCUGCUAUGGAUUGCGCUCCGCAUAAAAGCAAAGAAGAAAUUUUUGAUGAUGAUGAUGAUGAUAAUAUUGGUGAAAAUGUCGAAGGAGACGAUAAAACACCUCGAGUGGGGAUGGUAUUCACAACUUACAACGAAGCGUCUAGCUUCUACAAGCAAUAUGCUUUGAGUGUAGGAUUUGGGGUAGCCGUUAGGAAAUCAUCGUUUACUAAAUCCGGAAUAUGUCGAAGGUUGAUACUCGCGUGUACUAGGGGAGGGAAGGGGCGGCCCGACGCUUGCUAUCAAGCUAGGCAGACGGCAAAGACGAACUGCCAAGCUAUGGUAGUAGUGAAGUUGUGGAGCGACGGAUUACUUCAUCUCGUCGAAGCGAAUCUCGAACACAAUCAUCCGCUCAACCCAUCCGCUGCGCGAUUAAUGAGUUGCUACAAAAAAAUGAUUGAUUCAGAGAGAGAAGAAACUAUUGCACAGCCUAGCGGACGGAGAAAUUCACAACCUAUAGAGAAGGAAUGUGGAAAUGCUAGUGAGAUUGGGAGAUUGAAGCUCGGAGAAGGAGAUGAUGAACUAAUCAAUCAAUUUUUUGCAAAUAUGCAGAACAAGAAUCCAAACUUCUUCUACUUAGUGGAUUUAGACAGGUGCGGCCGCUUGAGGAACUUGUUUUGGGCUGAUGCGAGGUCUAGAGCGGCAUAUGAGUAUUUUGGCCAUGAUGUUAUUUACUUCGAUACGACAUUCUUGACUGAAAAAUAUGAUCUUCCAAUUGUCUGUUUCGUUGGGAUGAACCAUCAUGGUCAGUUGGUUUUGUUUGGUUGUGGUUUGCUUAGUGAUGAAACUGUUGAAAGCUAUACGUGGUUAUUUAGGGCAUUCUUAACGUGCGUGCUCGGCCGCUAUCCUGGUGCCGUAAUUACAGAUCAUUGCAAGUCCAUUCAAGAUGCAGUUGCGGAGGUGUUUCCUCAAGCUCGGCAUCGUCUUUGCUUGUCUCUUAUAAUGAGAAAAUUAUCAGAGAAAUUCAAAGGUUUUGGGGAAUUUAAAACAAUUAAAAAGGCGUUUAAGAAAGCGUCGUAUGAUUCUUUCAGGGCCGGUGAUUUUGAAGAAGCAUGGAGAAAGAUGAUCGAGAAAAAUGAACUUGAAGGCAAUGAAUGGUUGGAUUCACUGUAUGCGAAUAAACAUUUGUGGGCCCCCGUUUUUCUCAAAGACAAAUUCUGGGCAGGAAUGUCCAUUUCACAACGUGGGAAGUCUGUUACUUCCUUCUUUGAUAGUUGUGUGUAUCCAAAAACGUCUUUAAAACAGUUUCUAAGUAAAUACGAGGCGAUUAUACAAAGCAAAUACAAGAAGGAGGCACAUGAUGAUUCCGAGUCCUUUCACAAGACCCCACUCACCAUAUCAAAAUUUUACAUGGAGGAGCAGCUAUCCAAACUCUACACAGUAAACAUGUUCCGGAAGUUUCAGGAUGAACUAAAAGCCACAAUGUAUUGCCAUGCUACGCCCACUAAUUCAAACGGGCCGCUUACGACGUUUGAAGUUAAAGAAUGUUCGUACAUGGAGGGUGGUAAAAGGACAGAAAGUAAAGACCAUGAGGUUUAUUUCAAUGAUGAUGAGCUUGCAGUCGAAUGCAUUUGCGGUUAUUUUCAGUUCUGUGGAAUUCUGUGUAGGCACGCCCUCUCUGUUUUGAAGUUGCAGCAAGUAUUUGAGAUACCGUCACGAUACAUUCUUGAUCGGUGGAAAAAAGACUACAAGAAAUUACAUGCUUUGGGUCGUUCCUACGAUGAAUUAUUAGAUGAUAAUAUACUUCACUGUUACAGCUAUUUGUCCACACAGUGCCUUCAACUGGUCGAGUUAGGGUUUAUAUCCGAUGAUAGAUACUCAGUUGCUAUUAAGUUGCUGAAAGAGGCAGAAAAGUUGCUUCUUGAUGAUGGUUCUAGCCGAGAUAGACAACCUAAGCUUCUAUCCUUUGAUAGUUAUCCAAGUGAAAAUGUUCAAGGCCUAUUAGUUUCACAAAUGGGUUUCUCUGAGGGCAAUAAGAAUUUAGAAUCUUCAAAUGUGAAGCGUCGAGGUAGGCCAUCAAAAAAAGAACGAGAAACUCAUAUAGAGACGUUAGUUGGGUCGAAUAAGGAACAGGACUUUCUAAGAUCAUCACUGGUUGGAAAUGGAACCAAUUUGCUUCAAGCUGACCCUACUGCAUCACAACUUAACAGUCAAAUGGGGGCUCCGGGAGGCAUUGAUUUGAUGGAAGAAAUCGGCCCAAAUGAGUUGUCAUUUGGUACUCAUUUCAGCACGCAUGUUAAUCACCCGCAUCAUAUGACCAGCCAAACGAGAUUGCCGCCGAGCAACUUUUUGCCGGGUCAGCAUGAGAACCAAUCAAUGAGAAAUCAGUCAAGAAUGCAGUGGAUCUAUCAGCAAAUGUUGCAGGAGGAUCACAUUCCAAAAACUCCCAGUCAGAGGACGGGGUAGAGGUUGCAUUUUUCGCUGAAGUGAAGUCUAGGCAGGGCUAGUGGCAAGUCGGUCUGUGCAGUUCACAUGUGCCUCGGCACCGACGGUGCUGGCUGCGACGGGAAUUUCGAACCGUACAUUCGAAAGAGUUAUCGUUUGGACUUAAAAACCAUGGCGAUAUAUACGCAGAUUCUACAGAGGUUGCAGUUUUCGUAUACGACUUGGUGCAGAUAGUUCCAUUUUCAGUAAACCUCAGAUGCUGCAUUCGGAGCAGAGCUCGGCGCAGGUGGCCACCUCCAGUUCGCGAGUUACUCCGUUUUAACUAGAGGAAAAUCGCGGUAUCAUCGGAUAUGUAGUUGGAAAGCAUAUAUCAUAGCAGAAAGAUAUACAUGUACAGCAUGUUUAAAGGUUUCUAAUUUUUAGGCUGUGUUUGGUUUGAGAACUAAAUUUUGAAGAAUAACUCUUAUUAUUUUCGAGAACAAGGGAUGUCCCGGUAGAAGUUACAACAAGCUAUAAAUUACGUUUGGAUGUUGUUUGUUUGUUCUUAGAGAAUAUUCUUGAUA
Ananas comosus (pineapple) is the source of this 3437-nucleotide messenger RNA. Its product is annotated as protein FAR1-RELATED SEQUENCE 6-like. Gene Ontology annotation, molecular function: zinc ion binding. NCBI's taxonomy places the organism in Eukaryota, Viridiplantae, Streptophyta, Magnoliopsida, Poales, Bromeliaceae. Gene Ontology annotation, biological process: regulation of DNA-templated transcription. The record is from RefSeq and is a predicted model, not a curated record. The coding region runs from base 460 to 2895 and encodes 811 amino acids. The transcript is spliced from 7 exons.